AUGGAAACUACACCUUCAUAUUAUUAUUACGUUGAUCCAGAAGUGACGUAUACUCCACAACAACCUAAUCCUUUAGAUGAUUUAAUGUCAGUAUAUGGCUUAAGUGAUUUAGCAAAUCAAGUGGCCAGAACUAAUAAAGAUGGUUCUAAAGCUGUUAAACUGCGGAAAUCUUAUAAGAAUCAAAUAAGUGAUUUAUCUGCUAAAUUUUCAACAAUACCGAAUAGAGAAAAUGGGAAAGGUGGAGAAAUUGCCAAUAUCGUGUUUCAAAAUAAUCAAGAUAUGUUAGCACAAGUAACGCGAACUCCUGAAAUGACUGACCAAGAUUAUCAUAAUGCUAUGAUUAAUAGAGAUGCUUCUUUAUUUAAUGCACCAAAUAUGGAUUGGAAUCUUUGUCAGGAUGUAUUAUCACAAUUUGGUAGAUCAUAUCCAUCCGAAUUCCAAGAUCAACAAGGUUUCCAAAUUGAUGAUUUAGCAUUUGAUUUGGAUGGUACAGGAAAGAUGACAAAGAAAAGAAAAAAUAGAUCAAGCGGAAGUUCAAUUGCAACUCCAAAUAGCGAUGUUCCUGAUGAUUUAAAGAGAAGAAGAUUAGAAUGA
Messenger RNA from Maudiozyma saulgeensis, 594 nucleotides. The record is from the annotation of a GenBank genome assembly. NCBI's taxonomy places the organism in Eukaryota, Fungi, Ascomycota, Saccharomycetes, Saccharomycetales, Saccharomycetaceae.